AUGGCUCCCCGACGUUCCUCCAGGGCGCCUUCAGCGAAGCCUGCUUCAAAAGUUGCUUUGGAACCAACUGCGCCAAAAUCCCAGGUCAAUGGUGUUUCCAAGAAACGCGCAGCUUCCCCAGAGCGAAUCGAAACUGCACCAUUAAAGCGCUCUAAAUCGGAAACCGAGAAAUCGGAGAAUGAUCCUCCGGUAAAACCUGCUUCCACACGCAAACCGCGCUCAAAAACUUCUGUCGCAAAAGUCCCAGCAGAACCUGCCACCAAAAAGGCAGCAAAAACCAAACUUUCACCCGUCCGCGAAACACAGCCAACGCCGCAUGUUCAAGUAAAGCCAUAUUUCAAUCAGCUGCCUUCACCUCCUCAAAAGCAGCGACCUGGUUUAGUUCCCUUUGCCUGGGGUGCAGGCAAUUUUGGGCAGUUUGGAAUGGGUGCUGAUGCACUCGGUGAGUUUGCCAAACCCAAGAAAAAUGUUUGGGCAACGGAACAGAUGGAAGAUGGUGCGUUUGGCGAUGACAACGCUGGGAUCGAAUCUGUCGUGGCCGGUGGUUUGCAUACUAUCUUCAUCGACGAGAGGGGCACAAUUUGGACAUGCGGCGUGAACGAUGACGCCGCGCUUGGCCGAAUCACCCAAGAUGUCCCAGACCCAAAAAAUCCCGGUUCUUUCUUAAGUGUUGACGAUCUCACCGCCGUCCCUCAUCCUUUGCAAUCGCUGGUCGAUGAGGGCUUCCGUGCCGUUACGGCUGCUUCUGGUGAUAGUAUUUGUGCCGCCGUCAGCGACAAAGGCGAAUUAAGAGUGUGGGGCUCAUUCCGAGUCAACGAAGGCUCUCUCGGUUUCUCCAACGGACUUAAGCAUCAAUUCAAACCUGUGCCCAUUCUGGAACUCAGCCAUAAACCAGGUGAUGCUGAGAAGGUCUCCUCAAUUGCCGCAGGGAAUAACCACCUGCUUGUGCUAACGACGCACGGACAUAUCUAUUCUUGGGGCGCUGGAGAGCAGUCUCAACUAGGAAGAAAGGUUUUGGAACGCCGUAAAAUUCAUGGUACAGUGCCGGAGAAGGUCACUCUUGGUACACGACUUCGGAAGGCCACUGUAGUCGGCGCAGGUGCCUUCCAUUCGUUUGCUGUUGACGACAAAGGCGAUGUCUGGGCCUGGGGACUGAACAGCAUGGGCCAGACUGGAACGGGCUAUGCUUCUUCAGAGGAUUCUGUCGUACAGCUGCCCAAGAAAAUUCAGAAACUGAGCAAAGAGACGCUUGGUGAUGAUGUUGUGAUUCAAAUCGCCGGAGGUACACACCAUACUCUAUUCCUACUGCAAUCAGGAAAGGUCUAUGCAUGUGGUCGUUCAAGCUCUGGUCAACUUGGACUUCCCGCUGAUGACCCAGCGUUCAAAGAUCAGGUUGACCCUGACUUCGUUUCGGAACCUGUGUUGGUUCCUUUCCCAGACUCUGACGAUCCAGUUGUUCAGAUAUCAUGCGGAUCUCAUAACAACUCGGCUGUGACAAGAGGAGGAGCACUUUACUCCUGGGGACAAGGGGUUCAAGGCGAAUUAGGUCUAGGGGAUGAGGAAGAAGUAAAAACACCCCAGAUUGUUGUGCGCAAAGACGGUGGCGCAUGGUUUGCUGCAGCCGUGUCAUGCGGUGGCCAACACUCAAUAGGACUGUUCCGUAGCAAGAAAUAA
Messenger RNA from Psilocybe cubensis, 1674 nucleotides. RefSeq lists its product as uncharacterized. Lineage: Eukaryota; Fungi; Basidiomycota; Agaricomycetes; Agaricales; Agrocybaceae. Bases 1 to 1674 code for a protein of 557 amino acids. The record is from RefSeq and is a predicted model, not a curated record. The transcript is spliced from 3 exons. Gene Ontology annotation, molecular function: guanyl-nucleotide exchange factor activity. Gene Ontology annotation, cellular component: cytoplasm.